AUGUUCCGCGUUCGCCUUGGUGGCCAACACUCGCAUGUGGCAGCGCAGAACAAGAAGCACAGUGGCUCGCAACGCGGUUCGCACAACGCUGAUGCCCUGAGCAAGGUGAGGGAGAACCUCCCCGCCGACGAUCAGCCGCCGUUGGCUCCGCCCGCGCCUCGCGUUGAGGGCGUUACAAAGGACACAGCUCUUCUUGGGUGGAUGCCUGUGCGUCAGAACGUUUCUCGCCUCGUCAUCCAGGCCUUGCCACUCAAGAAGCCCACUUCCAAAGUCGCGUGGAAGCACUUCAACCUGAAGAAGGGCGUCGGACAUCAAGUCGUCAUUUCAAGGGAUGCAGACAAGGUCAACUCAGGGAUCGUCUCAGGGCUGCAGCCAGGUAGCUACUAUGUGUUUCGGCUGAUUAUCUCCAACCUGCGCGGCGCUACGGAGGGCGAGACAUCUGCCCCUGCACAAACCUCACGUGAAGUUGGAAAAGAGCACGAAUCGCACAAGAGCGGGACGCUGUUCCGCCACCGCCGCCGCCGCUCAACCUAUUCGCAGCCGCAAGACAGCGUGCGCAAGCCAAGUGGUGUGAAGCACGCAUCCAUCCUCGAGAGCCAUGGUAGCAGCAGCAACAACAAUGAUGCCAACACCGCCACAGCACCAACGAUAACACCAACAGCAACAGCAGCUACGGCAGCAGAGGGCGAGUUUACGCAGGCGUACGACAACAAGCGCGCCACAACACCCACUACGCUGGUUGAUCCAGGCCCAGCACCAGCACCGCCAAGCAGCGGCAGCAUUGCCGACACCACAGCCCAUGCCACCGCCACACAUGCCAGCACGACCACACCCGACAGCAACGGCAACGCGAGCGCUGAGCACAUCGCACAAGCAGCUCACGGCCACGACCACAACACUGACGAUGGCGACGACGCGCUGGUGCUGGAGGCGCCUGCUGCUCGCGGCGACCAGCACAGCAGCACCACUGGCAGUGCGACGGCGACAGAAGGAACUGGUGUUGGCAAAGCCGUUCCCAAGAGCAUUGCCGCGCGUCUGGCGGUGACAGCAGCGACUGUCGGCAGCAGUGGAGGUGGACUGGACAUCAACAAGCUCGAGUCGAGGCUGGAGCAGAAGGAGAAGCAGCGAAAGCAGGCCACGCGUCUGUUCAAGGCAGAGGACAAGGACACCGUCGGCAAGAGCAAGAUCUACCAGGCACUCAACCCGCAGAAGUUGUGGUUUGAGAGCCGGCGCGAACGAGAGGAAAAGGAGGAGGACGCGGUGCGCGUGGACGUGCGUGCAUGUGCCGUUGGCGGCGUGUAUGCGGACGAUGAUGGCCGCGCGUGCGUGGCUGCCGUGAGCUAUGCGCGCGUGUAUGAUGACAACGGCGAUGUGAUUGCUGUCGACGACGACGAUGAUGACGAUGACGAUGACGAAGAAGAGGAGGACUAUGAUCCAGACAACUUGCCUGACUUUGGCGAGUACCAGAAGGAGAUGGAUGAGAUGCGGGCGCGACGAGCAGCAGCGCAAGAGGCCCGCCGAAAGAAGAUGCAGGAGGAGUGGGCGGCGAAGAAGGCGGCAGAGGCGGCGGCGCUGCAGCGGGAAAUUGACGCAAUCCGACAGCGCGAGGCCGAAAUCACAAAGAAGGAGGAGGUCACGGACGACGACGUGCGCGUUGCGCAGGAGCGCGUGGCAGAGGCGGCCGCAUUCCUUUCCGGAUUCACAUUCAACUGA
This is a messenger RNA of Salpingoeca rosetta, 1713 nucleotides long. RefSeq lists its product as uncharacterized. The transcript is spliced from 7 exons. Gene Ontology annotation, molecular function: protein binding. The coding region runs from base 1 to 1713 and encodes 570 amino acids. Lineage: Eukaryota; Choanoflagellata; Craspedida; Salpingoecidae. The record is from RefSeq and is a predicted model, not a curated record.